This is a messenger RNA of Oreochromis aureus, 1303 nucleotides long. RefSeq names its product 39S ribosomal protein L48, mitochondrial-like. The transcript has 2 exons. Lineage: Eukaryota; Metazoa; Chordata; Actinopteri; Cichliformes; Cichlidae. The record is from RefSeq and is a predicted model, not a curated record. Gene Ontology annotation, cellular component: mitochondrial ribosome. The coding region runs from base 515 to 844 and encodes 109 amino acids.
GCAGGUUUGUAAAAGUUGGUUUUCUCCAUCUAAAGGGAGAAAUAAAAAUGUAUUUAAAUGUGUUUUACAUGAAGGCGCUGACGUAGUUAUCAUAAAUGUUAAACUGUCAAAGCCACAGUAAGGAUGGUAGAUGAUCAAGUUUAAACCUUGAUAUAUUUCAGACAUUGGUCACUAGGUGGCAGCAAAGUUCCUCUGCAUUGCCUCAGUGUGUAAGAUGAAAACUUAAAAUCCCACUCUUGUUCUCUUGAAUGAGCUUUUUUAUGAUAUUUCAGUCCUCAGAAAUUCAUCAUCAUAAGUUAAGAGAACAAACGGCCCUGUUAUUUUUCUGUUUACAAAUAGAGAUGAAGAUUAAAGCGCUCUGAAAAUGUAAGUGCUUCUAAACAAAUGUGAAAAGAUUCAUGGAUACAGAUAAUCUGCCAAAUUCUCAUCUGACAAAUAUAUUACAGCAAAUUUGUUGUUUUUUGGGGGUUUUUUUCUUUGUAGUAGACUGAAAAUUUAGUUUUAAUGCUCUUUAAUGCUUCCCACAUACAGCUAUGCUUUACCAACAAAGAGCACAGAGGUCAUGCUGAUGCAGGAGCAAGGCACCAAGACGUAUGUCGAUGCUGUCCUCAAGACUCACCACCGAGUCAUUAAGGUAAGAACUGGCUUGUCUUUUUUGGUGCUUUCAGCUCAAACUGCAGGUGCUGCAGGUGUAAUGAGAGGUUUUAAAGACCUAACUGCUAACAGUGUUAUUAAUUUUUGUCCAGCUGAGCACUCUGAACGCCGCGCUCACACCGAAGCUGAUUUCCAAGCACGGUUCAAGGCGCGUCCAGAGCUGGAGGGGCUCAUCGCUCAGAUGAAUUAAUAACUUUCACCAAGUAUCAGCACUACAGUACUUGUACGACAACUAAUUUAUAGCGCAUAGCUCAUUCCUCAAUAACAUCCCCUAAAAACUAAUUUUUCUGCUUUUAGAAAAACAAAAUAGUGUAGACAUUUCUAUUUGUCUUUUUUUGGGGGGAAAUAAAACCAUACUCACUUUUUUCCAGCUCAAAACUUUUUUUUAAUUAUUUAAUCUACAAAUUAUUCUGCUUCAUUGACAAGUUUGAACACUAAACGUAGGCAAAAUAUCAUUUUUCACUUUUAAUUAAAACAAACUAGUUAUAAUAAAAUGUGAGUUAUAAUAAUUAAGUGUUUAUUUAAAUAUUUUCUCACCUUCUGAAUAAAGAUUAACUUCCAUUUCCCAUCUUGUAGAAAACAUAAAACACAUAAAAUUACAAAGACAAAAAAAGGUAAAAUAUUAUUAAAAAAGGCAUUUUUUAAACUU